AUGAUCACUUUGGAAAAACCAAGGCAUUAUCUAGACAACCUAGACUCUUCAAUGGGAAUCCAGUCUCUGGUUUGUCAGGAACUGGGAUAUAGCUACAUGGAACUGAAUGCAAGUGACAUUCGGAGUAAAAACAGUUUGAAGGAGAUUGUUGCUGAAUCACUGAAUAAUACCAGCAUCACAGGCUUUUAUUCAACUUCUCAACACAGGUCAGGUAGAGCAGCCCAUUCAGUAAGCACGAAACAUGCUCUAAUCAUGGAUGAAGUAGAUGGCAUGGUAGGCAAUGAGGACAGGGGAGGAAUUGAGGAAUUAACUGGUUUGAUAAAACAUAAAAAAAUUCCCAUUAUUUGUAUAUGCAAUGAUAGAAAUCAUCCCAAGAUUCACUCUUUGGUUCAUUAUUGUUUUGAUCUUAGUUUUCAAAGACCUCGAGUUGAACAGAUUAAGGGUGCUAUGAUGUCUAUUGCACUUAAAGAGGGUUUGAAGGCCCCGCCUCCAGCUAUGAAUGAAAUAAUUUGGGGAGCUAAUCAAGAUAUCAGACAGGUUUUACACAAUGUGAGGAUGUGGUGUCCACGAAGUAAGGCACUAACCUAUGACCAGGCCAAGGCUGAUUCUCACAGAAUCAAAAAGGAUAUGAGACUGGGCCCAUUUGAUGUUGCCCGGAAAGUGUUUGCAGCUGGAGAGGAGACCACUCAUAUGUCACUUGUGGACAAGUCAGAUCUCUUUUUUCAUGAUUAUUCAAUAGCACCCCUAUUUGUCCAGGAGAACGACAUACAUGUGAAGCCUGUAACUGCAGGGGGUGACAUGAAAAAGCACCUGAUGCUUUUAAGCAGAGCAGCAGAUGGCCUAUGUGAUGGUGAUCUAGUGGACCAUCAGAUCCAGAGUAAGCAAAACUGGAGUCUUCUGCCUACACAGGCCAUUUAUGCCAGUGUUCUUCCUGGAGAGUUAAUGAGGGGGUACAUGACCCAGUUUCUUACCUUCCCAAGCUGGUUGGGGAAGCACUCAUCUAUUAGCAAACAUUAUCAUAUUGUACAGGACCUAGCACUUCACAUGAGUCUCAGAACUGAUUCCAGCAAAAGGACUGUAAAUGUGGAUUAUCUGUCACAUAUAAGGGAUGCAGUUGUACAGCCCUUGACCUCAUAAGGGGUAGAAGGAGUGCAGGAUGUUAUUGCUCUUAUGGAAUCCUACUACUUGAUGAAAGAAGACUUUGAGAAUAUCAUGGAAAUUAGCAGCUGGGGAGGCAAACCUAGUCCCUUCUCCAAGCUGGAUCCCAAGGUGAAAGCAGCCUUCACAAGAACUUAUAGUAACACUGGGUGUAAUAUACAAACAAUGAAUCAUGGAACACUACAUCAAAAACUAAUGAUGUGUUGUAUGGUGACUAACAUACCAUAA
This is a messenger RNA of Mirounga angustirostris (Northern elephant seal), 1386 nucleotides long. RefSeq names its product replication factor C subunit 1-like. Gene Ontology annotation, cellular component: DNA replication factor C complex; nucleus. The record is from RefSeq and is a predicted model, not a curated record. Gene Ontology annotation, molecular function: DNA clamp unloader activity; ATP binding; DNA clamp loader activity. Gene Ontology annotation, biological process: DNA replication; DNA repair. NCBI's taxonomy places the organism in Eukaryota, Metazoa, Chordata, Mammalia, Carnivora, Phocidae.